AUGGCCGCGCGUCCCGGGCCGCUGUGGCUCGUGGGUCUGGCGCUGUGCGCGCUGAGCGGCGGUGGCCCCGGCCCGCGUCCCCCCGCCGGCUGCCCCGUCCGCCGCCUGGGCCCGCGCGAGCGCCGCGACAUGCAGCGCGAGAUCCUGGCUGUGCUGGGGCUGCCCGGGCGGCCCCGGCCCCGCGCGCCGCCCGCCGCCGCCCGGCUGCCCGCGUCGGCGCCGCUCUUCAUGCUGGACCUGUACCACGCCAUGGCCGACGACGACGACGAGGACGGCGGCCCCCCGGAGUGGCCCCCGGGCCGCGCCGACCUGGUGAUGAGCUUCGUCAACAUGGUGGAGCGUGACCGCACCCUGGGCUACCAGGAGCCCCACUGGAAGGAGUUCCGCUUCGACCUGACCCAGAUCCCAGAGGGCGAGGCGGUCACCGCCGCCGAGUUCCGGAUUUACAAGCUGGCCGGCGCCCACCUGCUCAACAGGACCCUGCACGUCAGCGUGUUCCAGGUGGUCAGGGAGCAGUCCAACAGGGAGUCUGACUUGUUGUUUUUGGAUCUUCAGACGCUCCGAGCUGGGGACGAGGGCUGGCUGGUGCUGGACGUGACAGCAGCCAGUGACCGCUGGUUGUUGAGCCGGAACAAGGACCUGGCACUCCGCCUCUAUGUGGAAACGGACGACGGGCACAGCGUGGAUCCUGGCCAGGCCGGUCUGCUGGGGCGACAGGCGCCACGCUCCAAGCAGCCUUUCCUGGUCACCUUUUUCAGGGCAAACCCCAGUCCCAUCCGAGCCCCUCGGGCAGCCAGGCCCCUGAAGAGGAGGCUGCCGAAGAAAACCAAUGAGCUGCCGCAGGCAAACAGACUCCCAGGGAUUUUUGACGAUGUUCACGGCGCCCACAGCCGGCAGGUUUGCCGGCGGCAUGAGCUCUACGUCAGCUUCCAGGACCUCGGCUGGCUGGACUGGGUCAUUGCCCCCCAAGGAUACUCGGCCUAUUACUGUGAGGGGGAGUGCUCGUUCCCGCUGGAUUCGUGCAUGAACGCAACCAACCACGCCAUCCUGCAGUCCCUGGUGCACCUGAUGAAGCCAGAUGCAGUCCCCAAGGCGUGCUGCGCCCCCACCAAGCUGAGCGCCACCUCCGUGCUCUACUACGACAGCAGCAACAAUGUCAUCCUGCGCAAGCACCGCAACAUGGUGGUCCGGGCCUGCGGCUGCCACUGAGGCCAGUGCCUGCCACGGGGGGCCCCCACCCAGGACAGGCCCCUCUCCAGAGCCAGGAAACCCUCAAACCCAGCCAGACUUCCAGCGGGUUGGCCCUCACAGAUCAAUGUAUCUGUGCUCCUCUCUCCUUCCUGCCAGGCCUGGAUCUUUUCCAGGCCCUUCUGCCCCCUUCCUUGCCUGAGGUUUGUGACAGUCUCUUGGCCUCCAGGCCUGGUGGUCUGAGUCAUCAAGCAGGUUCUCUCCCAGCGGCCGCCUCCAAAAGCAGGUGCUGCCCAACAUUUUGCAUUUGGAACAAAAGUCUGAGGACCUAUUCUUGUCCAUUGCUGGCCCAGGCUUCGGGUAAUAUGGGGUGAACUGAGAAGCACCUGGGGCACCAAAUGGCUACCUCGGGCUCUUCACGGUUCAUUUCAGGGCAUGGAUAUGUGUAGACAUGGUCUAGUCCACCUCCGGUUGCCUGCCCCUCCCAGGCAUUUUCUGGGCACUUUUGUUAGAAUGUGGACUUGCCUCACUGUUGUGUCGUUGAGGAUCUGAACGAUCAGCCUGCUGGGAGGCAUGUGGGUCAACUCAAGAAUGAGCUGGAUGAACAACAUGAUGUAGGGCAAAGGCCAAUGGCAUCUGUCUCCCCCCAUCUUCCUGCCUUGAUCUGCCUCUGCUGUCUGGGGAAGAAGUGCCAGGCAUGGACAUUUGACCUUUGUAGAAACAAAAAAUUUGGAGGGCCUCAUUCGCCUGUCUGUCGCCACGUUGAAUCAUGAGGAGCUUAGCUCCCUGGAGAAGUUACCUUUUUAUUGAGCCUAGCAGGUGGAUACAUUGGGUGGUCCAGGAGGACAACACUCAGCACAGAUGACAUCAUUCCGCUUUCCCUUUGGCUGGCAAACAUCAAUCACCAAACUUGAUAUUUUUUCUUUCCAAACCUGUAUAGAAUUUCAAAAUGAUCCAUAUUAAAACUCUACACGGCACUGCCAAGAGAUCAGAGUUGACACGUGAAGUAAAAACUGUUCGCCAUCUUCUGGCGUGCUAAGGAGCGAUCCCUUUCAUCCACAGCCACACCUCUGUGACCCUGGGCAGCCUGUGGCCAGGGCUAGGGCCUCCCAGCACCUGCUUAUGUCCAGAAGUUGUCAGAAACAGGCUAUCAUAAUCUGCACCACCCUGUACGCCCUGGAGCGCCGUCCUGUUUCUCAAGACCUGUGAGCCAAAGAAAAGGCCCCUGUCCCAGGGGAGUGACAGGUAGUAAUGUGGCUGGCCCUGGGUGGGGAGGUUCCCGGAAACCACUGUUCUCCUUGGAGCAGCCACCGCAGGCGGCUGGGCUGUUUAUUUGAUUUCUGACUUACUAAGCCUGUAAUUUACCUGCUGGCGCAGAGUCCAGCUGCCCAAACUCUCAAAUACUGUCAUUAAAAGCAGUUCGUGGGGCUGCCCCACCCCACAGGCACAGCCCAGCUGAGGUGGAGCCCCCCCAUGUGCCCAAGGAUGAGUCCUUCAGCAGUCAUUCCACACCCCGAGGAGGGGCCUGGGACAGCAGGUGUGGACGCUGGGGCCCUGCUGCAGGACAGAGGCCCCUCCACAGGGAUUGGGAGGCGAGUCUGGAGUGAGCACAGAGGGAGACUCUCCCUGUACACAGAGGUUGGGCCCAGACUCUUGACAAAGUGGUGAGUUCCCCAUCAGUGCAGGGAUCUAAACUCUGGCUUAGAGGUUAGGAGACCAGACCCAUAGGUGGCUUCUCCCUCUGGGCCUCAUUUUCCAUCUGUACCUGAAGGC
Enhydra lutris kenyoni (northern sea otter) is the source of this 2961-nucleotide messenger RNA. Its product is annotated as bone morphogenetic protein 8b. Gene Ontology annotation, cellular component: extracellular region. NCBI's taxonomy places the organism in Eukaryota, Metazoa, Chordata, Mammalia, Carnivora, Mustelidae. The transcript has 7 exons. Bases 1 to 1209 code for a protein of 402 amino acids. Gene Ontology annotation, biological process: SMAD protein signal transduction. The record is from RefSeq and is a predicted model, not a curated record. Gene Ontology annotation, molecular function: growth factor activity; cytokine activity.